Molecule: messenger RNA, 659 nt
Organism: Anoplophora glabripennis (Asian longhorned beetle)
Lineage: Eukaryota; Metazoa; Arthropoda; Insecta; Coleoptera; Cerambycidae
Exons: 3
Coding region: 45-515 (156 amino acids)
Source: RefSeq, a predicted model, not a curated record
UCCCUCCAGGAGAAAAUGGGUACUGGAAAUAUUUAGACAUUUAUAUGACUGAUAAUAGACUGAGAUAUCCACCGUACACCACAAGACAGAUGGAAGAUUCAAAGGAAGAUUUACCAACAUUCUACAGUGCCUCCGGAAAAUAUAAGCAAUUAAAAAUACCCUUGCCAGGCCCACUGACUGGAAAUAAGUCUGUUUACGAUAAAACUGUUUUCAAAACACAAUUGCCACUCAGAUAUCUUUCGAGAGCUCUGAAAAAUGUUCCAAAUAUGAAAUUCAAAACAGAGUACAGAGGUUCCUAUAUUUCCCAAACAUAUUCAGACUUGCACCCUUACAUAAACACAAAUGGUGUUGAUUUUGGCGGAAGCUUAGCCGAUGCAGGACCCUGGCAGAAUCUAUGUCCACCCGGAAUGUAUUGCACUGAUUAUUGCCAUAUAGGUACAGGCUGGCCUGUAAGGGCAGUUGUCGAUGUCGGACCGAAUGCACCUCAUGAUAGAACCAACAAAUCACAAACUUAGCCCCGAUUUUUUAUUUAUGAUCUAAAUUUCGGUUUUAUUGUUUAUUCUUUAUUCACGUCACUAUAUAACGUGUCUUGUUUUUAUACCCCCUUGUAAGUAGUUUGGCCGUAAAGGUCAUCAUUUGUCUUGUGUAUAAAUUUCUCA